AUGUACCUGAUCACGGUGCUGGGGAAACUGCUCAUCAUCCUGGCCGUCAGCUCAGACCCCCACCUCCACACGCCCAUGUACUUCUUCCUGUCCAACCUGUCCUUUGUGGACAUCUGCUUCACCUCCACCACCGUCCCCAAGAUGCUGGUAAACAUCCAGGCACACAGCAAAGCCAUCACCUAUGAAGGCUGUAUUACCCAGAUGUAUUUUUCCAUAUUUCUUGCAGGACUGGAUAAUUUCCUUUUAACUGUGAUGGCCUAUGACCGCUUUGUGGCCAUCUGCCAUCCCUUGCACUACACAGUUAUCAUGAAACCCCAGCUCUGUGGACUGCUGGUUCUAGUGUGCUGGAUCACGAUGGUCUCCUUAUUUUAUUGUUCUGCUAUAGGGGUGUAUGUGAGUUCUACCGGCACCCAAAAAUCACAAUCUAUUUCUAUAGCUUCCGUGAUGUACACAGUAGUCACCCCCAUGCUGAACCCCUUCAUCUACAGUCUCCGGAACAAAGACAUAAAAGGGGCUCUGAAAAUUCUCACUGGGAAGAAAACAGCAAAAGUACCAUUAUCCUAG
This is a messenger RNA of Sorex fumeus (smoky shrew), 564 nucleotides long. RefSeq names its product putative olfactory receptor 7A2. The record is from RefSeq and is a predicted model, not a curated record. Bases 1 to 564 code for a protein of 187 amino acids. Gene Ontology annotation, cellular component: membrane. Gene Ontology annotation, biological process: G protein-coupled receptor signaling pathway. NCBI's taxonomy places the organism in Eukaryota, Metazoa, Chordata, Mammalia, Eulipotyphla, Soricidae. Gene Ontology annotation, molecular function: G protein-coupled receptor activity; olfactory receptor activity. The transcript has 2 exons.